AUGACAUCCAUGGCACGAUACUCGACCAACUGUCCCUUCCUCCACCGGACCUCGACGGCCACCCUCAGGUCGCUCGCCUCGACCCCGAACCCGCUCGCCCCGCAGUUCAGCAACCUGGCCUCGAAAGCCGUCGGUUCUUGUCCGGUGAUGGGUCCCGAGGUGGCCAAGAAGAUGGGAGGGAUCUCUGUCAGGGGCAUGGCGAGCGUCGCUGGACCCAAAGAGGUCAGGGAGAUGCACAAGAACAAGGACAUCCCCUUUACCCACCCGACCUCGGGAGACCCUGGUAAAUGUCCUCACGCGAAAGCCGCCGCUCAGGCCGCUGCGAUCGCCGCUAGCGAAGCUCAGGCUGCCAAGAAGGCCGGGUCGACCAAGUCCACGUCGACCGCCUUGAACAAAGAGAACUUGACCAUCAACACCUCGACUCAGAAGACCAGAAAGACCUUUGGCUAUUCGUCCUUUUACGAAUCCGAGCUGGAAAAGAAGCACAAAGACAAGUCUUACCGAUAUUUCAACAAUAUCAACCGGUUGGCUGCCAAGUUCCCCGUAGCGCAUACGAGGGAGACGGCCGAUGAGGUGGAUGUUUGGUGUAGUAAUGAUUAUUUGGGGAUGAGUAGGAAUGGGGUGGUUUUGGAUACCAUGAAGAAAACUUUGAACCGCUACGGAGCCGGCGCGGGGGGUACCCGAAACAUCGCCGGGAACGGUGCCAUGCACCUGUCGCUCGAAGACGAGCUCGCCUCGUUGCAUCGCAAGUCGGCCGCUUUGGUCUUUUCCUCGUGCUACGUCGCCAACGACGCCACGCUCGCCACCCUCGGAGCCAAGUUGCCCGGGUGCGUCAUCUUUUCUGACGAGAGCAACCACGCCAGUAUGAUUCAGGGGAUCAGGCAUUCGGGGGCCAAGAAAGUCAUCUUCAAGCACAACGACGUCGCCGACCUCGAGGCCAAGUUGAAGACGGUCCCCAAGGAGACUCCCAAGAUCAUCGCCUUCGAGUCGGUCUACUCGAUGUGCGGGAGCGUGGCUCCGAUCGAAAAGAUUUGCGACCUCGCCGACGAGUACGGCGCGUUGACCUUUUUGGACGAGGUCCAUGCCGUCGGGAUGUACGGCCCCGGAGGAGCUGGGGUCGCCGAACACUUGGAUUUCGAGGCGCAUCACGCGACCAACCAGUCCGAGUUGCCCGUCAAGGGUAGCGUGCAGGACCGGAUCGACAUUAUCACCGGUACCCUAGGCAAGGCUUACGGUGUCGUCGGCGGGUACAUUGCCGCCUCGGCCGAUUUGGUCGACGUGAUCCGUUCGUACGCUCCCGGGUUCAUCUUUACCACCAGCUUGCCCCCCGCCAUCGUCGCCGGCGCCCAGGCUUCGAUCGCUUACCAGCGCGAGUACAUGGGCGAUCGUCGAUUGCAGCACGUCAACACCCGAGCCGUCAAGCAGGCGUUCGAGGCCAAGGGUAUCCCUGUCGUCCCCAACCCUUCGCACAUUAUCCCCGUCCUCGUAGGGGAUGCCGCCUUGGCCAAAGAAGCCUCGGAUACGCUCUUGAGCGAACACGGCAUCUACGUGCAGAGCAUCAACUACCCUACCGUCAAGGUCGGCGAGGAGCGACUCCGAAUCACCCCGACCCCGGGGCACACGGUCGAACAGAUGGACCACCUCGUCAGCUCGAUCGAAGCCGUAUUCGACAAGCUCGGCUUGAAGCGGAUCAAGGACUGGGAAGCCGUCGGCGGACGAGCCGGUGUCGGUGCUCCUCUCGCUACCGCCGAGUCCAAGCCUACCCCCGUCUGGACCGACGCUCAGCUCGGACUGAUGGACGGGACCGCGCCCGUCACUCUGAAGGAGGGCAAACAGAGUCAGAUCGAGGAUGGAGCGGCGGAGAGGGCGAUGGAGAGGUUGAUGGGGUAUUUGAGCGUACAGCCGAUGUUGCCCGAGAGCGCUUACGAUGCGCCUUUGUGA
Filobasidium floriforme is the source of this 1941-nucleotide messenger RNA. RefSeq names its product 5-aminolevulinate synthase. Gene Ontology annotation, biological process: heme biosynthetic process. Gene Ontology annotation, molecular function: pyridoxal phosphate binding; 5-aminolevulinate synthase activity. The coding region runs from base 1 to 1941 and encodes 646 amino acids. The record is from RefSeq and is a predicted model, not a curated record. Lineage: Eukaryota; Fungi; Basidiomycota; Tremellomycetes; Filobasidiales; Filobasidiaceae. Gene Ontology annotation, cellular component: mitochondrion. The transcript is spliced from 3 exons.